Batrachochytrium dendrobatidis JAM81 is the source of this 1191-nucleotide messenger RNA. RefSeq lists its product as uncharacterized. Lineage: Eukaryota; Fungi; Chytridiomycota; Chytridiomycetes; Rhizophydiales. The record is from RefSeq and is a predicted model, not a curated record. The transcript has 7 exons. The coding region runs from base 1 to 1191 and encodes 396 amino acids.
AUGGCUAGUGUUUUGAACUUGGACGCAGAUGUAAAUCCGGUUCUUUUGAAUGUUGCCACGAAAAACUUUCAUGGAGCCAUAGAGUAUAUACUUCAUCAACGUAUUGAACUAACAGGGUAUUUUAAACCUCAGACGGUAGACUUUGGAUUUGGAAAAUUAGAUUCAGAUGCAAAUACUGCCUUGACAAAACUGCACAACUCCCACAUGACAAAUGCCAUCAGCCAUGCACGGAUCUAUUCAAUUUUGGAAGCAAUAAAGAGAUUUGCUCUUCUUCGACAACAAUUUGUCUAUAUUUUGCUCAUACUUUUUCAAAAUAUCGCAUCAGAUCCAAUCCGACUUGCGAGUUUAAUGGAAGAAAUUACAGAAAAACUCUAUAAUGAAGAAUCUCUUAAACCAUUGGGUAUUCUUGGCGAAGUCAUUGGCAUUGCCGUGCAAGAUCAUCACUUUCAAAACUCUGUUGUUAAUUUUCAUUUGGGAAAAAGUUUGCUGCUGAAAUACCGAGGAUUGGUUCGGCAUACUAUUAAUAUUCGAUCAUUGAAAACAGGGAAUUUAGCAGUGAUUUUUCAAAAGCUAUUCAAGUGGAUUUCCGUCAAAAUCGCAUUGUAUUUCUUCAAUGUAAUACAUCCACGGCAGAUAGCAAGCACUUUUUUGAAUGGUCGCAAGGUUCAUUUUCCAGAUGAUGUUGAACCCGAAUAUCUUUUACCAAUUUUGGAAUAUGAGCAAAUUGCAAAGCCAUCUAAUGUUUCGCUCAUUUUCAUCCCAAAAGAUAACUCGGUAUAUACCGAUGGGUUUGAUCUUUCUGGUGAAUUUUGGGCACGACACAUGGCAAACAUCAUCUCCAUUUUACAGUCACACCACAAGUUUUUCACGCAGCCUGUUAAAGGAGCCGCUAGUGUAUCACGACAUAGCACGAUAAUUGCAAAUAUUUUUGGCAGUCUAUGGCGGUCAUCUCAGACCCACCAACGUAGAUUUUCUGGUACCGAAUACGAAGCAGCCCAGGACAAUUACCUAGGUGUUCAAAACAGCAUCACAUUUUAUGAUCGCAAUGUAGAUUUUACCUACUUUGUAUGCAGACUGGAUCAUCGAGUAGCUUUGUCGAUUAUUCAUUCUGGAGAUGGCAGUGGCUGGGGUGAUUUGAUGAAACUUCUUGCAUCCAGACUAUUAAUGGUUAUUGAGCCAGAUAUGAAUUGA